Messenger RNA from Pogona vitticeps (central bearded dragon), 477 nucleotides. The record is from RefSeq and is a predicted model, not a curated record. Lineage: Eukaryota; Metazoa; Chordata; Lepidosauria; Squamata; Agamidae.
CAAAACCUGAUGCCAGACAAAACCAGCCGAUUCACCUGCAAAGGGAAGCAAAUUCAUCACUUCCUGUGGAUCAGCACUUUCUCUGAAUAUACGGUCAUGCCAGACUCUACCGUUGUUAAAAUUGAUGCCGCUGUCCCUCUAGAUAAAGCUUGUCUCUUUGGCUGUGGAUUUUCCACUGGUUAUGGGGCUGCGCUCAACACAGCCCAGGUCAUGCCUGGUUCUACCUGUGCCGUCUUUGGUUUGGGAGGAGUCGGCCUUUCUGUAGUCAUGGGAUGCAAAGCAGCCGGAGCUUCUCGGAUCAUUGGCGUUGACAUUAACAAGGAAAAAUUUGUGAAGGCAAAAGAACUGGGAGCCACAGAGUGUCUUAACCCUCAGGAUCAUGAGAAGCCUAUUCAGGAGGUGCUGGUUGAAAUGACAGGCCAUGGUGUCGAUUAUGCAUUUGAAGCUGUUGGGUGUUUGGAUACAUUGGUAUGUGCG